AUGCGCAUUGAUUAUGCGAUCGGCGCCCUUGCGAUCGCCGUGACUCGCGUGCAGGCCUUGGCACCGCGCACCCAGAUUGGUGAUUCGUACGACUUCGUUAUCGUUGGCGGUGGCCAAGCUGGCCUCGUACUGGGAUGUCGGCUGUCUGAAAUCGCGAACUCUACCGUCCUGGUCCUCGAGGCAGGCAUCAAUGGAGACGAGUACCGAGAGCGCAUAGACACUCCCGCCUACUCCUACUACGAGUCCCUGUGGACGACGCCAAUGAAUUGGGCUUACUACACCGUUCCUCAGCCCAAUGCAGACAGUCGGGAGAUAGAAUGGCCCCGGGGAAAGGGCCUUGGAGGCAGUUCCGCUAUCAAUGGAUUGUACCUUACUCGUCCCGGUCAGGAUGAGGUCAAUGCUUGGAAAGACCUUCUUGGAGAUAUGGAUGGCGCUGAGAAUUGGUCGUGGGAUUCGUUCUAUGCUGCGAUGAAGAAGAGCGAGACGUUUGACGCCCCCUCUGACGCCAUUGCCGCCGAGGCGAAUAUCACAUACGAUGUUUCCACCCAUGGCACCCAGGGUCCAAUCCACGCAUCGUACCCCGGCUACACAUUCCCGCAAGUGGGUGAAUGGAUGAUGUCGUUGGAAAACAUGGGCAUUGCCAAUUCUUCGGAGAUGUAUGGCGGUCAAAACUACGGUGCCGAGAUCUCAACCUCCACCAUCAACCCUGCCAACUGGACGCGCUCCUACAGUCGGUCGGGAUACCUCGAUCCACUCCCAGACAACGGCAAUUACGACGUUUUGCCCAAUGCCUAUGUUACGCGUAUCCUCUUCAAUGACACUUCCCCUUCCGACAACCUGACCGCAAGCGCUGUCGAGUAUACACUUGAUGGUGGCAAGACCAAUCUGACCGUUCAGGUCAAUAAAGAGGUAAUCCUAGCUUCGGGCACUAUAGGAAGCCCCGCUGUGCUGCUCUACAGCGGUGUUGGUCCGAAGGACGUUCUUUCAGAUGCCGGAGUCGAGCUUGUGUCUGAACUUCCCGGUGUUGGUCAGCAUCUUCAAGAUCAUUUCAGUGCUACCCUCAAGUUCAAUACUAGUGCUGUAACUUCGGGUGCGAUAUUUUACGACAAUCUCUCUAUGAAGAACAAUACUUUGUAUCUCUCAUAUAUCGACUCAGCCGUUGCCUAUGUGAAUGCGACAACUUUGUACAGCAGUAAUCUGGAAUCGCUGCAGAAGAAUGUCUCGUCCCUGGUUGAUAAAUUUGUCCCGAACACAACAUAUGACGCCGGUGUCAUCGCUGGAUACAAGGCGAUUUACAAUACGACGGUAAACACAAUUCUUAACAGUUCUGUUGGCCAGAUCGAGCUCCUCUUCAUGAAUAGCGAUGCGAACGGCGACAUUGGAAUUACUGCUGCUCUCCAGCAUCCUUUUAGCCAGGGCCGCAUCUACAUCAAUUCUUCGAAUCCAUUGGACUAUCCUGUCAUCGACCCAAACUAUCUGGCCAACCCAACCGACUAUGAGAUACUACGCGAUGGUCUCAAACUUGCCCGCAAGCUAGGUGAAACAGCACCACUGUGUAAUACCCUAACGGCCGAGAUAUCCCCAGGCUCAAAAGUCCAGACCGAUGAUGAAUGGCUCGACUGGCUGCGCGGGGCGGCGGGUACAGAGUUCCAUCCAUCGUCUUCCUGCGCAAUGCUUCCUCGUGAGUUGGGUGGUGUGGUUGACGCCAACCUUCGCGUCUAUGGCCUUGCCAACGUCCGUGUCGCAGAUGCCAGCGUCGUCCCCAUCGCCUUGUCAACGCAUCUAAUGUCCUCAACAUACGGUGUGGCCGAGCAAGCCAGCAACAUCAUCCGCGCAUUUUACGAUCCUAACACGACCACAACAGUCACGUCUGCCAGCUCCACCGCAACCAGCAGUAGUAGUAGCAGCAGCGCAGCCAGCUCAGAAGAAACCGCUCCUUCCAUCAGCUCUCAAAUCGUUAAGAGUUCUGGUAUUCGGAGCUUUUGUGCAUUGGAAUUGCCUGUGUGGAUUUCACUCGGAACCGUCGGUAUCGCCGUUGUUGUCUUCGACGCGUUGUUCCUGAAUUUCCGAGCAUAUUAA
Talaromyces atroroseus is the source of this 2079-nucleotide messenger RNA. RefSeq lists its product as hypothetical. The transcript has 7 exons. Gene Ontology annotation, molecular function: oxidoreductase activity, acting on CH-OH group of donors; flavin adenine dinucleotide binding. The record is from RefSeq and is a predicted model, not a curated record. The coding region runs from base 1 to 2079 and encodes 692 amino acids. NCBI's taxonomy places the organism in Eukaryota, Fungi, Ascomycota, Eurotiomycetes, Eurotiales, Trichocomaceae.